Molecule: messenger RNA, 1447 nt
Organism: Williopsis jadinii
Lineage: Eukaryota; Fungi; Ascomycota; Saccharomycetes; Phaffomycetales; Wickerhamomycetaceae
Gene: BOP3
Product: Bop3p
Exons: 3
Coding region: 266-1405 (379 amino acids)
Source: RefSeq, a predicted model, not a curated record
GCUUUGCCUGCCUCUUCUGCUGAGCUUUGUCUGCGUCUUCUGCCUGUUCCUUCCAAGUUUUCCAGUUUCUCACCCCAAGUUGCUGCUAACAAGGUCUUCUCAGCAGCUCAUCCAUUUUGCAAAGCAGCCUGAGUUACUUUACAAGACGUCUCGAUCACCACUUGUUCCAUCACAGGCGCCCUCCGUUCCCUGUGCGAGCUCUGAUACACCAGCAGAUUAUAGAAGAGGAAGCAGGCUGUUUGCAGACGUGUGUGUGUUUUGAAAGAUGCAACUGGAUGAGAAGCUUGCUGAGGUUAUAGGCCUGAGUCCCGGUGCCGAAUGCCCACUAUCUGAAAAGGCAUUGAUUGAACUGAUACGGUUGCAAAGGGAAAAGGAGAUCACCAAACAGCAGUACUAUCGUCUGGAGAUCCUGGGACGCUCCACUGAGCUUCUCAACAAGUGUUUGCACGUUAACAUGCCACCAAACCUCAUCCCCACCGUGUUCUCCGGAGAGGCACCCGCAGAGGUUCAACAGGAACAGCAGCGUCAGGCUCAGGCCCGUGCUCAAGUCCAGGCUCAUCAACAGCAUAUCCAGCUAAGUCCACAUCCACUGGCACAUCAGCCGCCACCGCAGAUUCAACAGCUACAAUCUCCACAAGGACAAGCUUAUCAGCAGUUCCCACAGCCAUUACAACAGCAACAGCAACAGCAACAACAGCAGCACAACAUAUACAUGGUGCCUCAGCGGCAACAGCAACUACAACAGCAGCAACAGCAACAGACACAAUACGCAACCCACCUGGGACCACCUGUGAAGUUCCAAAGACCCCAUUCCCCUGCAAAGAUUGGUGCUGCUGCCGUAGCACAGCUAGAGAGGUCAAGGUUCCCGCCUUCGCCUAUACACAAGCGUACAUUAUCAACGCCAAUCACCUUUGGGCCUCAACUGACAAAGACGCCAAUACCACAGAUCUCAGUCACCAGUAGCCCCACGGCGCCGAGACCAGCUGCUCCACAACAGUCGAUGAUGCGUACGAUGAGCUCGAUACAGUUCAUCAAUGAAAACCCAGGAAGGAAGAGAAGACGUACAAGUGACACCUCAAAGGAAAACGUGGAUGAGGAAGGUGAAGCCACGGAGGAAGAGGAGGAGGAAGGCACGGAUGAGCCGAAAUCAGCGCCACCAGUUGGAAGAAAGAUCCGUCACGUUAGAGCAAGAUCAGACAACUUUGUAUUUGAUAAAAAGACCACUAAUCACAGCACCAUCAAUCAUCAAAGUUCCAAACCAACCGUUAAAGAAAUGGCCAAACGCAUUGAAGAGAAGAACUCUGCGGAGGAGCCCAAGAAGGGGUUCAAUGUUGAGCCAGAGAAGAAACCGAAAACUCCUUCAAGUGGGCCAAACUUUGCCAAUGAUAUCCUCAGCUCAGCCUAGGUGCACCUACAUUCGUUCCUUCAUAUAGUACAAUAUGACAAA